Molecule: messenger RNA, 973 nt
Organism: Eutrema salsugineum
Lineage: Eukaryota; Viridiplantae; Streptophyta; Magnoliopsida; Brassicales; Brassicaceae
Product: 23.5 kDa heat shock protein, mitochondrial
Exons: 2
Coding region: 170-808 (212 amino acids)
Source: RefSeq, a predicted model, not a curated record
AAGCAGUGUAGUUAACGACCAUUUUCUCUCCAGUAGCUUCUUCUCCUUGCUAUAUAAUCCUCUCUCUCUCUAACCACUUUUUUUUUCUCGCUCUAAAAAAAUAUCUGAUCGAGUUUUUGUGGUGUUCUCACUUUGAUUUAAUCACAGAAGCUUCUUCUCUUUUGCGAAAAUGGCGUCAUCAUCAUCUCUAGCUCUCAGGAGGCUUCUCUCCUCCACCGUCGUCCCUCGUGCCGUUCGUCCAGCGGCUGCGUCUCGCCUCUUCAAUACCAACGCCGUUAGAAGCUAUGAAGACGGCGAUGACGUCGUCGAUCGGAGCAGCCAUCGCUCGAACCGACCGGUUUCUCGUCGCGGCGGCGAUUUCUUCUCAGACAUCAUCUUCGAUCCGUUUACACCAACGAGGAGCUUGAGCCAGGUGCUGAAUUUCAUGGAUCAAAUCGGCGAAAGCCCUCUGGUGUCAGCGACGCGUGGGAUGGGAGCUUCGGGAGUGAGACGUGGCUGGGACGUGAAAGAGAAAGACGACGCGUUGUACCUGAGGAUCGAUAUGCCAGGGCUUAGCAGAGAAGAUGUGAAACUGUCUCUGGAACAGAACACGCUUGUGAUCAAAGGAGAAGGGAAAACAGAGGAGAAGGAGGAGGAUGAAGAUGUUUCCGGCGAUGGACGGAGGUUUACGAGCAGGAUUGGGUUACCGGAGAAAGUGUACAAGACGGAUGAGAUCAAAGCGGAGAUGAAAAACGGAGUGUUGAAAGUUGUGGUGCCUAAGAUGAAAGAGGAAGAGCGUAACAAUGUUCGCCACAUUCAUGUCGAUUAGGAGUAAUUUGCUGCUCUCUGUGUGUGUGUGUGGUGUUUCUUUUGGAUGAUGAGACAAGUAUAUGAUGAGUGAGUUUUUGGUUUUUGUUUUUUGUUUUUUGUUUUCACGGAGCUCUUUCGUUUACAUCUUCAGGGUUGAAAAUAGUUUCAAAAUUUUUUUGGGAAA